AUGGCGCCCGACGUCUCCGCGCGCAUCCGCGCCGGGCACGACGCCUCACCGCGCACGCCCGACGCGAUCAAGCGUCCGGACGGUCCCGCCGAGUCGUCGCUCGCGGGUCCUCUCAGGCGCGCCGUGCUCGACGACCGCGCCGCGGAGGUGCGCGCGCUCAUGAAGUUUCGAUCGGUGAGCGAAAAUCGAGCUCCCGACGGCGAUUGCACCGCCGCGGACGCCCUGCUCCUCGCGAUCGAGCGCGGAUCGUUCGCGUCGACGGUCGAGCUCGUCAAGAUGCGCGCCACGCCGCUCGACGCGGCGUGUCUCCUCGCCGCGGCGGCGUCGCCCAACCCCGAGUGCGCCGCCUUCGUCAUCGACGGGUGCACCGCCGCGGGGGUCUCCCCGGACUCGAGGGAUCACUCCGGCCGCACGCCCCUCGAGAUCGCCACGAGGCACCGCGCCGAUCUCACCGCACCGCACGAACGAUCCCCGACGAGCCACUUCUCCCCCGCGCAUCGACACGGCGACGACGGCGGCGCCGGCGCCGUCGCCUCGUCCCUCCUGCGAUGCGGCGCGGGCGCCAACGUGGAGUUCUCCGACGGUGCGACGCCGCUCAUCGCCGCGGCCCGCGCGGGGCGGCACACCGUCGCCGCCGCGCUCCUCGCGCACGGCGCCGAUCCCCUAGCCGUCGACAGAUCCCGAUCGAUGGACGCCGUCGCCGGCGGGACGGCGCUGCACGCGGCGGCGAUGAGCGGCCACGCCGAGUGCGUCCGCGUGAUCGUCGACGUCCUUCGCGCCAUCAUGGAGGACGACGAGGCGUCCGCGGGUGCCUUCAAGGGUGCGAACGGGGGCGACGGUCACAUGAACUGCCUCAACCCGUUUGCGGCGUUUUCGCGCAUCUUCAGCUCGCUGGGCCCGGCGCCGCCGUCGCCGGGGCUCAAGGGCACCGACUGGAGCGAGCUCACCGGAGAGGACGAUGAGAAGAACGGCGGUGCCGGAAGCUCCGUCGCGGCGCCCAGCUCGCCGGUCAUGGGCAGCGACGACGAUGACGACGAAAAGGACGAAAAGGAUGGGGAACGAAAACCGAGCCUGCUGGAUGCUGGCGACUCCAUCGGGAGGUCCGCGCUCCUCCUCGCGAUCGCGGGCGGGAACAUCGCCGCGGCGUCGGUGCUCUGCGACGCGGGCGCGGACAGGCGCCAGCGCGUCGGCGAUCGGACGCUUCUCCACGUGGCGGUGGAACGGGACGAGCCCGAGAUUUGCGAAAUCUUACUUCGCAGGCGGGACUCGCUGACGCCCAGGGCGCUGUACCGCUCUGAUUCGUUCGGAGGAGGAGGCGUCGGGCCUUUCGGGACGGGCGUCGGGCGGGGGGCGCUCGCGGGUCCACCCGCGGAGGUGGACGCGAGGGACAGCGGCGGGAGGACCGCUCUGAUGCUCGCGGCGGAGGCGAGAAAGUCGCAGUGCGCCGAGGUGCUCGCCGACCGGGGCGCCGACCAGGACGCCGCGCCCGGCCUUCGUCGCAAAGUGGAGACGCUCCUCAACGUGUACAUCUGA
Micromonas commoda is the source of this 1533-nucleotide messenger RNA. RefSeq lists its product with no specific name. The transcript has a single exon. NCBI's taxonomy places the organism in Eukaryota, Viridiplantae, Chlorophyta, Mamiellophyceae, Mamiellales, Mamiellaceae. Gene Ontology annotation, molecular function: protein binding. The record is from RefSeq and is a predicted model, not a curated record. Bases 1 to 1533 code for a protein of 510 amino acids.